CAUUUCUUUCGGACGUCCACCGAAAAAGGGUCGUCGAAGUUACCGUUGAUACAGUUACAUGUUACAAGUAGUGGGUUUGGAGGUACAACGCUACUACGAGAACUAAAAAAACUCCAUAAAAAAGUGUUUUUGUGGACGGAAUAGAAAAUUUGAGUAUAUUUUCAUAUGCUUCGGGAAUUAGGAACCAAUAUGGAGUUCAUCCAUCGCAGUAAUUCAACGGAAUCUAAGGCGUUGAACUUCUGGUUGGACUGAUCUACUGUAUUCCAGUACAAGAGCACAACCAUAUGGAGAGAGGCGCUAAUAGUACAACCUGCCGUUCCCCAAAUUAAAAACGAAAGGGAAUUUGAAGAAAUAAAGAAGUGGAAAGAGAAAUAAAAAAGUAAAAAUAAAAGAGGAACGAGAAAGUAGUAUCACUUGCUCAAAGAAUACGAAGGAGUAGAAACGCAUAUAUCAACAUGGUACGACAGAAUAUCUCAGGAUUUUUCCAACGCGAAACGCACGUAACCGCCCUCAGUCAGCUGGAGGAGUUAAGUUCGUGUGAAACGCAUUCUGUGAUGCAGGAACUUGAACGCGACUUAAAAACAAAAGAAUAAUAAUCCUGAGAGAUAGGUCGGCGACACGUGAAAGAAGAAGACAGUAGCUGGGAACCAGAAUGGAAGCAUCCGAGAAAAUAGGUAAAGAAAAUUUAAGGAUACAGAGAAAAAUGUACGAAACACGAAGAAAAGGGCAUCAGUGUGACGACGGAACGGAGAGAAAGAAGAGGAGAGGAGCUAGUAAGGGUGGGAGUUAGUGAAAGGCGAGGAGGGUUACGGAGAGUGUAAAGACAGAGGUGAGAGAAAGUAGAGUGAACAGGAGGAGCGAAUGAAACAACAGUAAAAGAACAGGAGAAAGCAGGCGUGGCGACGGAGGAGCAGGGGGCCGGGCAGACGUGACGAAAGGCGAGGACCUCCACUCGGACGAGGUCAUCGCCAGCAACCGCCCGCGCUCGCAGGCGGGCCACGCCCCCUUAAUCGUCGCACGACUUGACCAAGGGCUUGAGCGACACGCUGGCGCCCACGCACCCCACGCACCCCUGGAUGUAGUCGUGGAAGUUGGACUCGAGCACCCACAUGAGCCGCUUGUAGCCCGGCACGACGUGCGUGGCCAGCCGGCACUCGCCGCCGUUCUGCACCAGCAGGAAGUUCUGCGGCUUGAAGCAGGUCUGCGUGUUCCACAUGUAGAUGUCGCUCUCGCCCUUCUUGCGGAAGAAGAUGGCGGCGCCGUUGUCGGUGCCGAGCAGCACGAGCGGCGCCGGCUUGGGGCCCACGUCGACGACGGUGCCGCGCGCGCAGCCGCGCCGCAGGUGCUCCGUGCGGAUGGAGAAAAGCCGGCUGCCCGACAGGAUGAUGCGAACGCUGCUGCUGGGCGCCGUGGCGGCGUGCUGCUGGGCGGUGUCGCCGAGCGCCGCGUCGUGCGACCAAUCGACGCGCACCAUCAUGUGGACCGGCGGCGAGUUCCAAUGGCCGUGCCCGUCCACCAAGGCCAUCUUCAAGUCGUCGGGCCGCUACGUGGCCAAGAACAUCAUCGCGACGCGCGCGCAGAUCUACCGCGACGAGGCGUUCGUCGCCAUGCCGCGCUUCCGCCCGGGCAUCCCGGCCACGCUGGCGCGCGUCUCGCUCAAGUCGCGCGGCUGCCAGGCCACUUUGCUCCCGUUCCCGUGCUGGAGCCAACAAGAGGAAGGAAACUGCCGCGCGCUGCAGUCCGUUGUCGACAUCUUCCUCGACGCCAACGACAUCCUCUGGGUGCUGGAUGUCGGCAUUGUCAACACUCUCGAGAACCCCGUCCGCCGAUGCCCGCCCAAGGUGGUGGCCAUCAACGUGCGCACGGGCAAGGUGGUGAAGGUGAUCGACCUGUCGGCGCUGACGUGCGCCGCGUCGCGCCUGCAGUACGUGGUGGCCGAGUACUCCCCCGACGGCCGCUGCUACGUGUACGUGAGCGACGCCGCGACGCGCGCCAUCUUGGUGUUCGAGGUGUCGUCCGGGCGCGGCUACCGCGUGGUGCUGCCCAAGGCCGUGACGGCCGGCUGCGCGCGCCGCGACGUGCUCUACCUGGCGCUGGUGCGGCAGAGCUGCGGCGCCACCACCCUCUACUUCACCUACCUGUCGAGCAGCCGCCUGUUCGCCAUUAAGACCGAGUACCUGCCCCGCGGGUCCUGCCGCCCGGACGGUCCUCAGGACAUCGGCCCGAAACCCGCCAAGUUGGUCAUCCUGGGCACGGACAACGGCGCCGCCAUCUUCUUCCGCUACGAGGGCCAGAACGAGGUCUACCGCUGGGACACCAACGUGUGCUUCAAGGCGGAGAACUUCGCGCCGGUGUACCGCGGCCAGAACUGCUUCCUGGCGACGCACGCGCUCGCCGACUACAAGCGAGGCCGCAUGCGCGUGCUCGAGUCCAACUUCCCCGACUACGUCGCCGGCACCGUCGGCUGCGGCGCCGUGCAGAAGCUGCCCGUCAUUCAGAGCAGCGGCUCCAACUGCUGAGCCGGGCCGCAGCGCCCGCCCGCCCCCGCCCACCGCGACGAGCGGCCCGUUGUUGAUUGUUGUUAGCGCCAUCUUGUUGAGAGCGCCAUUUGCGAAAGUUCAAGAGUUUUUAUGAGUGCGUUGUUUGGUUUCUGAAAGGUCUAAGCGACUUCUAUUCGGACAGGAUAGAAUUUUCUUAGCUUUUCCCCUUAGAUCUAAUAUCUUCUAAGGAUAUUAGAGAACGAUGACGCAUUCUUCGAAAUUGAGAAAUUGGUGCGAAGAAUGGUGCUCUUUGUUAUCGUGAAUUUUGUUGUUAUCGCUGUCUUGUUGAAUAUGACAUUUAAUAAAACCCAAUAUAAUUAAAAAUACUUGUCUUUAUGAAUGGGGAGAUCAACAACUCAUUAG
Molecule: messenger RNA, 2903 nt
Organism: Gryllus bimaculatus (two-spotted cricket)
Lineage: Eukaryota; Metazoa; Arthropoda; Insecta; Orthoptera; Gryllidae
Source: the annotation of a GenBank genome assembly